Messenger RNA from Rhagoletis pomonella (apple maggot), 964 nucleotides. RefSeq lists its product as uncharacterized. NCBI's taxonomy places the organism in Eukaryota, Metazoa, Arthropoda, Insecta, Diptera, Tephritidae. Gene Ontology annotation, molecular function: catalytic activity. The record is from RefSeq and is a predicted model, not a curated record. Bases 410 to 739 code for a protein of 109 amino acids. The transcript has 3 exons.
CAUCCCCAAGAGGCCAAGAGCUCGCAUUUGGCUCCCACGUGUGCAGAUGGAUAGCGCGGCACUUCUAAAAUACCUGUGCACACACAACCGCGAAAUCCCGAUAAACGACUGGGUGAUCCUUAAGGCUGAGGAGUCACAAACAACCUGUAUGUCCUUCUUACACCUCUUUGGUGAGGAAAGCAUCGAGCCUUUGGAAAAGGCCGACUGUGUCCUUCGCUCUGGUAUCCGGCGAGCCAAAAUAAAAAUUUUCCUUGCGAACAAUGGUGAAGAAGAAGAGUCUGACGUGGUCGACGAUGCAAAUAAGCCGCUGGAAGGCAUGCUGCUCGCUGACCCAACUGCUGACCCAAAUUGAAAAUGGGUCUGAAGGUUGUCCAGAUUACCCUCCAGCACUAGAGGCUGGUGGAGGAAGAUGUCGACAUCGCACUCAUUUAGGAGCCCUGGGUAUGGAACACCGAGGUUAAUCGGAGGCUCAUCGGAUCUAACAACUACGAGACUCGAAGCGGAUGGUGGUACUAGCAUGGUCAUCGCCUCGUGCUACAUGCCACACAACGAGGACGCACUACCGGAUGUGAUUCGUUGUCUAGUGGUGAAUUUUCAAUCGGACAAUCUACUUAUCGGGUGCGAUUUCAACUCCAGGCAUUCGAUCUGGGGCAGCUCGGAAAUAAAUACUCGCGCACUCCUACGUUCACGUUUUCUAGCACCGCUGCCUUCAGGGGCUGGGAAGAAGUGUUUUACAUAACUCUAACUAACGAUUGUAGUAGCAGAGGUAGCAUUAAGGUGGACAACUGGAUGGUAUCUGCUCGGAAAUCAAUUUCUGAUCAUAGCUACAUACUGUUCAACUUAUCGGUUAGCCAGAAUGUUUCCCUUCCUUUUCGUAACCCAAAGAUAAAAAACUGGCGGCGGUUUGCCAGUGUUGUCAGUAGCAAACUUGGGAAACAUCACAAUCAGGGGCGCACCCAGGAAU